AUGUACCUCAAGGCGGCCUGCAGUGAGAUCCCCGUCCCCAGGCAGAGAGGUGGUCCCAGGCUGGAGCGCUGUUCCAGUGUACAGCAGACACAGAGGCAGGGGUCGGUGAGCAAAACGCAGCCCUCCAGUCCCACCACUUGUGUGCCUCCAAGCUUUGAUGUCGGCAGGACCAGAGAGCGGCAGAGUUUUGAGGAGCUUCUACGUGCACACAGGCACUUUUUCCAAGGCGCAGACCUGAGUGCUGGCAUGGUCUACAGACGUGAACCUUCCAGCGUCUACUUUGCUCAUUUGAAAGUUAGGGGAGAGGAAUCAAAUAUCCUGGAUUGUUUUAAAGCGAUCAACCAACUAAUUUCAUGUGGCGUGACGGAGUAG
Messenger RNA from Knipowitschia caucasica, 372 nucleotides. NCBI's taxonomy places the organism in Eukaryota, Metazoa, Chordata, Actinopteri, Gobiiformes, Gobiidae. The record is from the annotation of a GenBank genome assembly.